Tyto alba (common barn owl) is the source of this 5425-nucleotide messenger RNA. It is a transcript of the gene SLC33A1, whose product is annotated as solute carrier family 33 member 1. NCBI's taxonomy places the organism in Eukaryota, Metazoa, Chordata, Aves, Strigiformes, Tytonidae. The coding region runs from base 81 to 1712 and encodes 543 amino acids. Gene Ontology annotation, molecular function: acetyl-CoA transmembrane transporter activity. The transcript has 6 exons. The record is from RefSeq and is a predicted model, not a curated record. Gene Ontology annotation, cellular component: membrane.
GGCGGCGGCGGCCGGGCCGGCUCGCGGCGUCUCCUCAGCGGUGGCGCCCGCUCACGCCUCGGUCGCGCCGUGUCGCCGACAUGUCGCCCGCUAUCGCGGCUAAGGAGGGCGGCCGGCAGCGCCGGGCCGGGAGCCACCAGCACUGUCUGGACGUGAGGAGCGAGGCGCCGCCCGCCCUGGCUCUCUGCGGGGACGGGCUGCCGGGCGGGGAGGCCGAGGCGCUGCUGCCGCCGGAGCCGGGGGUGAGGGGGGCGCGGGGGUGCCGAGCGGAGCUGGGCAGUAUCCUGCUGCUUCUGGUGCUGUACGUACUGCAGGGCAUCCCGCUGGGGCUGGCGGGCAGCGUCCCCCUCAUCCUGCAGAGCAAGAGCGCCAGCUACACCGACCAGGCCUUCUUCAGCUUCGUCUUCUGGCCCUUCAGCCUCAAGCUGCUCUGGGCCCCCUUGGUGGACGCUGUCUACCUGCGGGGCUUUGGCCGCCGCAAGUCCUGGCUGGUGCCUACGCAGUAUGUCCUGGGGAUCUUCAUGAUCUACAUGUCCACCCAGGUGGACGUGCUGCUGGGCGACGGGGAGGGCCGGGGCCCUGACGUGGUGGCCCUCACUGUGACUUUCUUCCUCUUCGAGUUCCUGGCAGCGACACAGGACAUUGCGGUGGACGGCUGGGCCCUAACCAUGUUGUCCAGGGAGAACGUGGGCUACGCCUCCACCUGCAACUCCGUGGGCCAGACGGCCGGCUACUUUCUGGGCAACGUCCUCUUCCUGGCCCUCGAGUCGGCCUCCUUCUGCAACAAGUACCUACGGUUCCAGCCCCAGCCUGAAGGGAUUGUUACCCUCUCAGAUUUCUUGUUUUUCUGGGGAGCUGUCUUUUUAAUUACCACUACACUAGUUGCCCUUUUGAAAAAGGAAAACAAAGAACUAACACCAACAAAAGAGGAAACAAAAGGCAUCACUGAUACAUACAGGCUGCUAUUCUCAAUAAUCAAGAUGCCAGCAGUGCUUACUUUCUGUCUCUUGAUUCUCACAGCAAAAGUUGGAUUUUCAGCAGCAGAUGCUGUAACAGGACUCAAACUGGUGGAAGAGGGAGUCCCGAAAGAGCACUUGGCUCUGCUAGCAGUUCCAAUGGUUCCUUUACAGAUAAUACUGCCUCUGAUUAUCAGCAAAUACACAGCAGGCCCCCAGCCACUGAACACAUUUUACAAAGCCAUGCCUUUCAGACUACUGCUUGGUCUGGAAUUUGCUUUUUUGGUAUGGUGGACUCCUCAAGUGAAACAUGAAGGAGGAUUUCCUGUCUACUACUAUGUUGUAGUAUUGUUGAGUUAUGCUUUACAUCAGAUCACGCUGUAUAGCAUGUAUGUUGCCAUCAUGGCUUUCAACGCCAAGGUCAGCGAUCCGCUGAUCGGAGGGACCUACAUGACGCUCCUAAAUACUGUGUCAAACCUGGGGGGGAACUGGCCUUCCACCGUUGCGCUCUGGCUUGUGGACCCACUCACGGUGAAAGAGUGUGCUGGGGCCCAGGAACAGACCUGUGGAACUACAGCUGCUGCAGAACUUUGCACAAAAGCUGGUGGCUCCUGUGUGACGGCCUUGGACGGUUACUACGUGGAAUCUGUCGUCUGCGUCAUUCUGGGAUUUGGCUGGUGGUUCCUACUUGGGCCAAAAUUUAAAAAGCUGCAGGACGAAGGACAGUCUUCGUGGAAGUGCAAGAGGACCAAUUGAUGCAGUUUAAAUAUUGGAUGGACUAGCAAGGUCAUUUUAGUUUUAUUACAGAGACAUAUCCCAUAAUCAAUAAACAGGAAAAUAGGUAUUUUUAAAUGCCAUAUCGCUGAAAAAAUGGGUGGCAGAGCCAGUGGUAUGUUUGUAUGUGAUACCACUUGCCCUCCCAAUAGGGAAAUGUAAGUUCAGAAAGUAAUUGUUAAAAAAUACCACCUACGUACUACAUACAUAUCCCCGAGCUCUAGCUUCCGAGUCCUGGUCUGCAUUUCCAUCUCCUAACUGUGGAAAAGCUAACCCUGCCCGUCUGUCGGAACGGCAGCGCUGCCCGCUGAGUUCCAACUCUGUGCAAAGAGAAAUGACCUGACCCAGGGAAGGAUGUCAAAGGCAUUUGGACUUGUAGGUUAAGUGUGUUGUACUAGGGAAUUCCUUGUGGGAAGAGAAACGUUAAGAUGUCUGGGGGCUUUGUUUCUUCUCACUUUCUGAACUGUAACCACACCUCCAAGGAUGAAAUGUUUCAGAGAUUCUUUUAAGUGUAUUUUCUGGCUUUUAUAAGCUUUAAAGAUUUAUAAGAAAAUAUUUUUAUAAACAAAUUACCUUUGUUUAAUUUAUUUCUGCUGUUUCAAAGCAUUUUGAUUUACAUUCAAGGAACUUGAUGAAAAAUUGCUGUGAGGUAGGACUUGAGUACCGCACAGUACUCUACGCCCUGAGUCCUGAAGAUGCAGGUGGGUGGCGCAGCAGCGAGCGCACAGCAGGCUUCCGCAGAGGGGCACGCCGGCCUUCCGGCAGCGGUGGUUGGUUGAGGGCCUGAACUGAUAGUGUUGGCUCCUCUACGGCACUAAAAUUUGAACAUUCAAUUUCAAAAUCAGUGGGAAAAACGUGACUUUUCCCAGCUAGGGGGAAGAAAAGAUGAUCAGUGCCUUUGAAAGUGAUUUGGUGAUGACCAAACUUGCCAAGUUCCCAGUGAGUCCGUGUACGACUUGCUGUCACAGAAAUCAGAUGAGCUAAAUCCUGUGGUAGAGCUGCUACGGAAAUUUAUUACUGAUGCUGUGUAGUGGAAACAUUCCUGUUGCAUUUAUCAAAACCCACUCCUCUCCCGAGUGCCUUAGUGACGUACAGCAAGCGUACUGUGCGCCUAGAGAGGGGGCACUUGGACACCGUUGGAUGUAUACAGUACAUCAUUAUUAAAAAAGAAAACUAUUAAAAAUACCUUUGGAAGGUACAUGAUUUUCUUUUCCAUUCCGUGUUUCUUGCCUUGUCAGUGUUGGAAGUAUUGCAUCCCGAGCUUGGCGGUCCAAACUCUGGAGGGGGUUGUGGAUCUUUUGUUACUGUAUGUUUCAGGAAAAAAGUAAAUCCCUACCAGCUUUUGACUGACUAGAGGUGCCGUGCGGGUGUGUACAAGGUGUCUGCAUAACCCGAGGAGUAAGAAGGUGUCCAGGUGAGGCCGGUGUGUUCGAGUGCUGCCUCCCCCUCUGUCCCUGCCCCUCUCCCUGCUCCCUCAUCCCCUUGGCGCUCAGUGGGAAGACCGCAGCACGGGCUCACAAUUUUGUUUCAAAGUCAGCGAGCUAAAUACAGUCACUUUGGUUUUACUCCCCAAACUAGAAGUCUUCCAGUUGCAGCUCUGUGUAAGCACAAAGAGAAACAGUCGUUGCUUUGUAGUCGAAGGUGGAUUCAUCUUCCAGUCCUACAGCCCCUCACCGCAUUAACUAAGCACGAGGCGCUUCGGUUCUGGGUCUUUACUGGAGCAAUGGGCCGCUUUAACUGCAUCUUGUCUGUACCUAGAGAAGUUUUUUUUUAACUUUUCUGACUUUCAGGAAAAAAUUCUCAAGUGCAGAAUACGGGAAAUGAAAUGACUAGGUGGUUUAGAAUUGGCUUUUUACUUUGCAAUUUUGUUUCACUAUUUCUGAAGGUGCCAGUGUUAAUAAAGAUGGGUUGCAGAUUGCUUAUCACUGUAUUAGAUGAUCUCAACCACAUCAAAAUUAAACAUAAACUCCAAAUCAGUAGUGAUGGGUAUGGAGUGUGACUCAGAUUAAAUAACUGUCUCCUCUUUUAAACUAGAGAAACAAUUGAUGGAUUAGUUUUUUAAUCUAGGUUGCUAUUUUGUAAUGCAAGUCAGAAACGUUGCUGCUAUACCAGCUGCUUAGCAGGUUGCUGAAAUGAACCAGUAAACUUGUGGUCUUGCUAAUUUUUCUCUCCCAAUGCUAUUUUAAAGUGAAAUAAUUUAUUUUGUUGAAAUAUUAGAAUUAUUGUAGGCGUAGAUAUCUUUAACAUUAAAAAAAAAAAAGCGAACAAACAAACCCACCUUUUUAAAAAGACAAGAAGAAAGAAGCACCCCAACCUCUUCCUGGUGAGUCUGUUGCUGAACUGGGAACUGGAGAUGGUGGAUGGUACCGGGGCUCCGUGUCCUGCCUGGCAGAAAUUGGAUUUUUGUAGGCAAAGGGCUUGUCCUGGUCUGGCUUGGGGAGGAGAGGUGGAGCCCGGCUCUGCCCCGCGGUGCCCGUGGCUCCUCGGAGCCCCUCGUUGCUGUUUCCCAAGGCUGCCUUCAGCAGGCAAACACCCGCGCUCCAAAAUUCCCUUUGGCAAGCCCAGCGCCCAGAAAGAGGGGCUGGAGGCAAAGCUGAGCUGCGGGAGGUGCCCCAGCUGCUGCUGUGCCAGGGCCCUGCCCGUCCCACCGCCGGCGGAUCCCUCCACCACCCGCCCGGCGUUUGGCCCCCGGGACGGCCGCCGGAGGGGCUGUCAACGCUUCUUCCCUUUCCAUAAAAGCCUCUCGUUCCGUUGUCUUCCGGGUUUCGCAGGGUGGCUGCUCAGAUGAUUUUUGAGCAGAUAAAAUAGGGGAAGAGGAGAGUUGUGUCGCUGAGGAAGUCAAGAGUCCUUCCCCUGAGGAAGGCAGAGCCUCCCCCCGCGGCGGGGAGCGGAGCGGCUGAGGCUCCGAAACAGCGAUAUUGCCCGACUCUCAACCCACCCCUGCUGAGGCAAAGCUAGCGUUGUCCCACCAUUUAGCAGCAUGUAGCAAUAUUUAGCAUUUUGCCCAAACAUUUGGCAAUAUUUAGUUUUUUAGCCAACGUACAAAUUGUAGCAAAGUUGGCAGCGUGCGUCCAAAUUGUUUGGCGAUAAGUUACGGUUUUGCUGAAAGCAAGGUUUUGCACUAUUUCUAUUUUUGUUACUUAAUCUUAAAAUCUUCCCAUCCAGUAGAUAAAGUGAACAACUACUGCCUUCUAUGAAAAAAAAAAACCAAACAAAAACCAGAACAAAAAAAAUCAACAAAACAGGAGUAGUAUUUCCUUGCCCAAUUUACCACAUAGCUGGUAAUUUAAGAAUUGUUUUAGUCUGAACCUUAGAGAAAAAGUUUUGAUUCAAGUGUGGGGUUUGCUGCCUUGGAUUAUAAAUGCCCAACUAAAUCUGCUCUCUCCCUGAAAUCCUGAGUUGUGGCUGUUAUCGGUGUCGUCUCGUAUGUGGCCUGUUCAAUACAGAAACCCAGAACGGGGCUGAAAUGGAAGACUUGUGUAAACGUAAAUCCAGUUUUAUGUCCUUGUCCGAUUAUGUUCUUACAACGCCUGUAUUUCUUUGAAGACCAUACGGGUGCAUUGCACAGAUGGGCAUUUGAUUCAGCUGGGGGAAAGGGCUGGCUUGAGCCCUUGGGUGGUGAAUGACGAAUAUUUGUUAGUUUUGAAUUAAGGGAGAGGAAUAAACAACAGUGCUGAAUAGCGGAAUGUUCCAAA